Molecule: messenger RNA, 1320 nt
Organism: Thelazia callipaeda (thelaziosis nematode)
Lineage: Eukaryota; Metazoa; Nematoda; Chromadorea; Rhabditida; Thelaziidae
Source: the annotation of a GenBank genome assembly
AUGCCUGUAGUUUUAUCUCAGCUGCUGACAUUGCUUGUGUUCACGAAGCAUAUCGGAGAUAGUUCUUCAUUUUUGUCGCUUUCUCGCGCACCUCUCGACGAAAAUAAACGGGAAAAUUUGUGGCGUCGACGAGCCAUUGCUAAACUAUGGGAAGAACGAAGGCGUAUGGGGAGAACACCAAUGUUCAAACUUACUAGUUCGGGUUUUCCUAAUACUGAUUUCAUUUUUAAAAAUGAGUCAGCGACCAAAACAGGUAGCUUAAAACAUCGCUAUUCCUGGGCUUUGGUAAUGUGGGCUGUAGUAGACGGGAAAAUAGCUGAAAAUACCACGGUCUACGAGGCAAGCUCCGGAAACACUGCAGCAAGUGAAGCUUACAUGUGCCGUCUAAUUGGAGUGAAAUUCAUCGCCAUCGUUCCAAAUACUAUUGAGCAAAUAAAAAUUGACCACAUAUUGUCUUAUGGUGGUAAAAUAAUUAAAACAGAUUUGAGUAAUCGCUUGAUUCGAGCCAAACAAGAAGCUUUGAAAAAUGGUGGCUUUUUCAUGAAUCAGUUUGCCAAUUCCGAUAGAGCUGAAGAAUACCACGAAAGUGGUAAUUAUCCACAAGAAAGUGUUAAUUUAAUGCACGAGAUGGUUUCACAAAUGCAACAGGAUUCAAACCAGUCGACAAAAAUUCCUGAUUAUUUUAUACAUUCCGCUGGCACUGGUGGAACAAUUUCCUCAGUUGGAAGAUAUGCAAAAAAAUAUGGUCUAAGAACUAAAAUUGUAUUAGCUGACACGCAGUAUUCAGUAUAUUACGAUUAUGUGAUGAAUGGACGGUUUAAAAACGAAAGUGGCAAAGAUUUUUGGGUACCGCCGGGAAUGGCUGGCAUUGGAUUCGGAGUUAUGGGCCCAGUGAAACAUGGAGUGACAUCGAGCUUACUUCCCGCAGUUGUCGAUCGAGCUAUCAAAAUUCCGGAUCUUGCGUCAACCGCAGCAAUGUUCAUUUUAAGAAGAUUAGGUAUCAAUGGUGGCACGAGUACUGGUACAAAUUUCAUGGCUGCAUUGCACGUGGCAGCUACGUACAGUAAAUCAUUACUUGUUCGUGAGCAUCCAUUAACCAUUUCUACAAUUUUGGCUGAUACCGGUAACUACUAUACUUCAUCCUAUUAUAACAGAUCAUGGAUUGCGGAGAAUUUUCAAGCUCAAGGUGGUCUUCCAGCUUACGAUUGCUGGAUGCAGAAGAUUGAGGAAGCACUUAAAUUUGGCUCAGACCCUUUGAUGACUGGUCAUGAAGACUGUGACAAGCCAAAUAAUAUCGGAAUCGACUUCAGAAAUCGAUAG